This is a messenger RNA of Paramecium tetraurelia, 1728 nucleotides long. RefSeq lists its product as uncharacterized. The record is from RefSeq and is a predicted model, not a curated record. NCBI's taxonomy places the organism in Eukaryota, Ciliophora, Oligohymenophorea, Peniculida, Parameciidae. The transcript has 4 exons.
AUGUCAGAUUCAUUUAAAGUAGUGAAUUAUGAAAGAGAAUCUAAGCAAUCGUUUUAAGACUUUUUACAAAUGCAUCUAAAUGAAACACCAGAUCCGCACUUAACAUCUCCAACUCAGGAAAAUAAUUACAAUUCUACAAAAUAAGUAGGGGCAAGGAAAACCAUUAAGAGAGAGGAAUCCGAACCCAGUUUUAGACUUAUGGAUUAACCGAUCGAUAAUAAUGAAAAAAACCUAACCUCCAUGCAAUCAAAAAUAUAAUUACUCAUUACAGAAAAUUCAAAGUUAAUUGAAAUAAACUCCGGCUUGAUGAGAGAAAUAGAAAUUAUGAAACAAAACAAUUAUUCAAAUCGGACAUUAUUAGUGUAAGAGUCUCAAUAAAAAUUAAUGAAUUACUAAUAAAAAGUAGUUCAACUCACUCAAGCAAAUGAAUAAUUAAGUAGUAGAUUGAUUGAUGAGAAAUAGAAUUCAGAUUCUAAUAGGUUUUAUUUGGAAAACAAAAAUCUAAAUGAAAUGCUCUAAACAAGAUUAAAUGACUUAGACAUAUUGAAUAAUUAACUGUUAGAAAAAAAUGAUCAAAUAGCCUUAAGAAACGAAGAAAUUAAGGCAGUUAAUGAAAAGUGUAUGGUAUUGGAACAAUAAAAAUAAGUCUUAAUAGCAUAGUAAUAAUAGUAUAUCGAUUCAAUAAAGGAAUAUUAAUUAAAAGAAUAACAAUUUAUGCAAUAACUCUAUUAGGAACAGGCCUCUUAUUAAUCUUGUAUAGCUAAUCUAGAACAAAAUUAUAACCUUCAGAUUAGUGAAUUAAGAAACUCAUUUUUGAAAGAAAUUGAAUCAUAAUAAGAAACAAUUGCAUAAUAAUACUAACAUUAUUUUAAUUAGCAGAUUAUUGCAUUUCAACAAUAGGUCAAAGUGAUCUAAUAGGAGAACACGUAAAUGAAAGAUGAAUUAACUGAAAGAUCUAAAAUAUGGUCUCAGGAAAAGGAAAGACUUGAAAAUUUCAUCAAAAACCUACAAUAAUAAAAGCAAAGUUCUUAGGAACCUAUUAUUCAAUAAUAAGUCAAUCUUAAUCAAGUACAAUAAAAUCAAAAAGCAUCAUAAGUACUUUCUUAGCAACCAUAAAUCUAAAAUUAAUAAUAACUAUCUUAAAUUUAAAAUUAGUAAUAACUAACUUAAGAAUAGAUAAUUUAGUAAUAAUAAGAAUUACAAAAAUAAUAAUACUAUUAAGAGAUAUUAUAAAUUUAAUAAUAAUAAUCCUAAUUUCAAUAAUAAUAAUAAUAGUAAAAAGCCUUACAAUAAUAGACUUAAUAAUAAUGCAAUUAAACGCAUCAUCAAUCUAGCAACUAUACUUUUAGAUAGAAUACUUAAGAAGAAUCAAGAGAAGUUAGUCCUGAUAAAGAUGAUGUUUUUCUAAAUUUUGAUUAAAAAGUUAGAGUACAUACAGAGAGUUAUGGAGAUAGAUACGAAAAAACCAUACCUAUAAGAACUCCUUUGCAUGCCAAGAAUUACAGAGUACCCUAAUUACACACACUCACAAGAUAUGAUCAGAAGCAAUACAACGUUGCUGUAAACCAGCCCUAUUACUAUUAAAAUUCUCAAUCAAAAUUUAUGAUUAACAGAGAUCCUCAAUAUUAGAGAUCGCAUUCUCAAUAUUAAGAAAGAGAGGAUAAACCUAAGAAUUAGCAAUAAUAUUAAAAUCAAAAUGAAAGCUAUUUGAUUCCAAAAAGAUAUUGA